Molecule: messenger RNA, 1644 nt
Organism: Megalops cyprinoides (Indo-Pacific tarpon)
Lineage: Eukaryota; Metazoa; Chordata; Actinopteri; Elopiformes; Megalopidae
Product: neuronal acetylcholine receptor subunit alpha-7-like
Exons: 10
Coding region: 95-1600 (501 amino acids)
Biological process (GO): signal transduction; chemical synaptic transmission; nervous system process
Cellular component (GO): neuron projection; synapse; postsynaptic membrane
Molecular function (GO): transmembrane signaling receptor activity; acetylcholine-gated monoatomic cation-selective channel activity
Source: RefSeq, a predicted model, not a curated record
GAGAGUCUGGGAUAGCACAUCAUUUCUUAAACUGAGUUCUUAAAUUCGGCGUUUUCAGAUAGCAAUAGACUAGUUUGUUUCACUGUUACAUGCGAUGGGGACUCGCAAUUUUAUCCUCUUCUUCAUGGGCACUGCCUGCUUGCUGAAAGUUUCCCUGCAGGGUGAGCAUCAGCGCAGGCUCUAUAGAGACUUGAUGAGAAACUACAACCCUCUGGAGCGACCGGUGUUCAAUGACUCCCAGUCACUCACUGUGCACUUCAGCUUUAGUCUGAUGCAGAUCAUGGAUGUGGAUGAGAAGAACCAGGUUUUGACAACCAAUAUAUGGUUACAGUUGUACUGGAAUGAUUACUACCUGCAGUGGAAUACAUCUGAGUACCCUGGAGUGGCCAACGUGAGGUUUCCUGACAGCCAGAUAUGGAAGCCAGACAUUCUGCUAUAUAACAGUGCUGAUGAGAGGUUUGAUGCCACUUUUCACACCAACGUCCUUGUUAACUCGUCUGGGUCCUGCCAGUACCUGCCCCCAGGAAUCUUCAAGAGCACCUGCUACAUCGACGUCCGCUGGUUUCCCUUUGAUGUCCAGAGGUGUGACCUGAAGUUUGGCUCUUGGACCUAUGGGGGCUGGUCACUCGACCUGCAGAUGGAGGAGGCCGACAUAACGGGAUACAUCGCCAACGGGGAGUGGGAUCUUGUGGAGGUCCCAGGGCGCAGGAAUGAGAAGUUUUAUGAAUGCUGCAUGGAGCCGUACCCGGAUGUGACGUUCACCGUGGUGAUGCGCAGACGGACACUGUACUACGGCCUGAACCUGCUCAUCCCGUGUGUGCUGAUCUCUACGCUGGCGCUGCUGGUCUUCCUGCUCCCUGCAGACUCUGGAGAGAAGAUCUCACUGGGAAUAACAGUGCUGCUGUCCCUGACUGUCUUCAUGCUCCUGGUGGCAGAGAUCAUGCCAGCCACAUCUGACUCCGUGCCACUGAUUGCCCAGUAUUUUGCCACCACCAUGGUGAUCGUGGGCCUGUCUGUAAUCGCCACUGUCCUGGUUCUGCAGUACCACCACCAUGAUCCGGACGGAGGCAAGAUGCCCAGAUGGACGCGGGUGGUUCUGCUGAACUGGUGCGCCUGGUUCCUGCGGAUGAAACGCCCCGGGGAGAAGAGGGUGCGUCUGGCCUGCCACAACAAGCAGCCACGGGGCAGCGUCUCCAGCGUGGACCUCAACCUGAGCACCGGUGCUCCCCAGCCCCCCAAUGACAGCGCGCUCUACGUGGGCUUCCCUGCACACUACACCACCACGCCAGACUCGGGCGUAACCUGCGGGCGGCUGCUGGGCUCAGGUGAGGAGGAGGUGCUGCUGCCCGGGGCUCUGCCUUCCUCGACGGGUGGGGACCCUGACCUGGCCCGCAUCCUGGAGGAGGUGCGCUACAUCGCCCAGCGCUUCCGCGAUCAGGACCGGGACGAGACAGCCUGCAACGAGUGGAAGUUUGCUGCCUCUGUCAUCGACCGGAUUUGCCUCAUGGCCUUCUCCAUCUUCACCAUCCUCUGCACAAUUGGCAUCCUCAUGUCUGCCCCCAACUUUGUGGAGGCUAUCUCCAAGGACUUCUUUACCUGAGCCCCUCCCUGCCCUGCCCCACCCCGUCUAACCCUGCCCUGCCU